GCCCAGAACAUCUGCCGACGGAGAUUCCCAGCUUGAAAGACAUACGAAGCGAGGUCGCGCUUGCCCGCGCCACGCUCGAAGCAAGGGCUCCUGGCAUCGUCUGUGGCCAUGGCGAUCUCAAGCCCUCCAACGUCCUGGAGCACCGAGGUGAUGUUCGACUGAUUGACUUCGAGCUGGGCGGACCCAACUACAGGGGCUUCGACUGGAUGAAGCUGUUUCGACGACCCGAGGGUUUCCAGGAGGAGGAUUUAAGGCACUUCCUGGCGUCCUACGCCGCUUGCGGCGAGGAGCCCUGCUCCCUCCAGCAGCUCGACAGUCUCGUUGAGGAGACGAAGGCCUUCGAGCCACUGACCUGGCUGGAGGCAUUCAUUUUCUUCUUGGCCUUAAUUCCGUACAAGCCGACAGAGCUGAAAAAAUGGCAAGGUCUCGCUCAGCACAGGUGGCAGAUGUACCAGCAGACUCGGCACAAGCUGAUCACCAGCUGA
Molecule: messenger RNA, 485 nt
Organism: Symbiodinium sp. CCMP2456
Lineage: Eukaryota; Dinophyceae; Suessiales; Symbiodiniaceae
Source: the annotation of a GenBank genome assembly